CUAAACUGACCGUGAGGACCCGCCCCCUGCACUCCGCGGAUCAUGAAAGCAGGAAGCACCGGAGCCGGCUUCGCCUUUACCUUGAGGAUGUGGCUUGCUUGUGUCCUGCUCCUGUCCUUGUUCUGUAAGACAUCUGGGAGUGAGGACACUAAAGGGGUCACCACCAUUCUGACCACCAAAUGGACAGAGACACCUCUGCUACUGGAAGCCAGUGAGUUCCUGGCUGAGGAGAGCCAGGAGAAGUUCUGGGACUUUGUGGAAGCUAAUGAGAACAUCGAGGGCGAACAUGACGACACAGACCAGGCCUACUAUGAACUGAUCGUGAAGAAAGCUGGUGCCCUGCUGAGCUCAGUCCAAAUCAAGAUGCUGAAGUUUGCCUUGUCCCUGAGAGUCUACUCUGCUACCAUACAUUCAUUUCAACAGAUAGCUUCAAAUGAGCCGCCUCCUCCUGGCUGCUCAGCGUUUUUCAGCGUCCAUGGAGUGAAGACAUGUGAUAUUGAAAGUUUAGGAGAUGUGCUGAAAGCUGCAUCUGAGAGACCUAAGCCGUACCUGUUCAAAGGUGAUCACAGAUACCCCGGCUCCAGCCCUGAUGCGCCUGUGGUCAUCCUGUAUGCUGAGUUUGGGAGAGCAGAAUUCAGAGAGCUCCACCAAACCCUGGUUUCCAGAGUCCACAAAGGCCAGGCGGCGUAUGUGCUCCGGCAUUAUGUGGCAAAACCCAGCAACAAGAAGGUGCACCUGUCGGGAUACGGCGUAGAGCUGGCCAUCAAGAGCCAGGAGUACAAGGCAAAGGACGACACACAAGUCCAGGGGGUGGAGGUAAACGCUACAGUGAUCGGAGAAAACGAUCCCGUGGAUGAGGUCCAAGGGUUCCUCUUUGGCAAACUCAAGACCCUUUAUCCUGAACUGAAAGAGCAACUAAAGGAGCUGAGGAAGCAUCUGAUCGAAAGCACUAAUGAAAUGGCACCACUCAAAGUCUGGCAAAUGCAAGACCUGAGCUUCCAGACUGCCGCUCGGAUCCUGGCUGCUCCGGCUGUCGACGCUCUAAACGUGAUGAAGGACCUGAGUCAGAACUUCCCCACCAAAGCCAGGUCCAUUACUAAAACGGUAGUGAGCUCUGAGAUACGCAAGGAGAUUGGGGAAAACCAGAAGUUUUUCAAAGGAACGCUUGGAUUGCAGCCCGGGGACUCCGCACUGUUUAUUAAUGGGCUGCAUAUAGAUUUGGAAGCUCAGGAUAUCUUCAGUGUAUUCGACGUGCUGCGCAGUGAGGCCCGGGUGAUGGAGGGGCUGCGCUCUCUGCUCAUAGAGACCCCCUACAUCCAUGACAUCCUCAAACUCAACGUGCAGCCCUCCGAGUCUGACUACGCUGUGGACAUCCGUCACCCAGCCAUAAGUUGGAUCAACAACUUGGAGACAGACCACCGUUACAGCUCGUGGCCGUACAACGUGCAGGAGCUGCUGAGACCGACCUUCCCUGGAGUCAUCCGACAGAUCCGCAAGAACUUCCACAAUCUGGUCAUCAUUCUGGACCCAACCCAGGUCAACUCUGCAGAUCUGCUCAAUGUAGCAGAGAUGUUCUACUCAAAUAACAUUCCACUAAGGAUCGGCCUGGUGUUUGUGGUGUCUGAUGAGGAUGAUGUUGACGGGAUGAAGGACGCCGGAGUGGCCCUGGUCCGAGCCUAUAACUACAUGUGCAAUGAGGUCAACAGCCAGAGUGCCUUUGAGUCCGUCAUGUCGAUGUUCAACCGUGUGCCCCCUGGUGGACAGCUGACUGUUACAGAUGUGGUCAAAGUGCUGGAGAAGAGGUUUCCUUAUGUGGAGAUCAGCAGUGUACUAGGAACUGACUCCAGUUAUGAUACCAAUAGAAAGGAAGCAAAGGCGUACUAUGCUCAGACCGGUGUAGGACCCCUGCCUGUGGUGCUGUACAAUGGCAUCCCGUAUCAGAGAGAACAUCUGGACCCAGAUGAGAUGGAGACAGUCACCAUGCAGAAGAUCCUGGAGACCACCACCUUCUACCAGAGGGCCGUCUACAUGGGGGAGCUUGCUUCAGAUUAUGACGUCGUUGACUACAUCAUGAACCAGCCCAAUGUGGUCCCCAGAAUCAACCCCAGAGUGCUGUCUACAAGCAGAACAUACCUGGACCUGUCCGACACAAAUAACUAUUUUGUCGAUGACUAUGCUCGAUUUUCCACUUUGGAUGUGAAGGAGAAGAACACAGCCAUUGCAAACAGCAUGAACUACAUGACAAAGAAAGACGAUGGCUACAUUCGUCCGGUGACCUAUUGGGUGGUGGCUGACUUUGACUCUCCAUCUGGACGCAAGCUGCUCUAUGAUGCCAUCAGACACAUGAAAUCAAGCAACAAUGUCCGACUAGGAAUGAUCAACAACCCGUCUGCUGAUGUGUCCGCUCAGACCAGCCAUGUGGCCCGAGCGAUCUGGGCCGCAAUGCAAACCCAGUCCGCUAACAACGCUAAGAACUUCAUCACCAAACUGGCUAAAGAGGAGACGGCUGCUGCUCUGGAGAAGGGGGCGGAUAUCGGAGAUUUUGCUGUUGGGGGCAUGGAUAUGUCUUUGUUCAAAAGCACAUAUGAUGACUCUAAAUAUGACUUCCUGCUGUCCCACGCUGCCUUCUGUAGAGACGUGCUCAAACUCAAGAAGGGACAGAGAGCAGUUAUAAGCAACGGACGAAUAAUUGGUCCCCUUGAGGAUGAGGAGGUCUUUAACCAGGACGACUUCCUCCUGUUGGAAAGCAUCAUCCUUAAGACGUCUGGAGAGAGGAUCAAGAGCAAAGUACAACAGUUUGGAAUCGAGGAGGACAGGGCCAGUGACUUGGUGAUGAAGGUGGAUGCUCUGCUCUCCUCUCAACCCAAAGGAGAAGCCCGAGUGGAGUAUGGCUUUGCUGAUGACCGACACAGUGCUGUAAAGAUUCGUCCAAAAGAGGGCGAUGUUUACUUUGACGUUGUGGCAGUAGUGGACCCUGUCACAAGAGACGCACAAAAACUAGCUCCUUUCCUCAUGGUUCUGAAGCAGCUGGUAAAUGUCAACCUGAGAGUCUUUAUGAACUGCCAAUCCAAACUGUCCGAAAUGCCACUGAAAAGUUUCUACCGGUACGUUCUGGAGCCGGAGGUGUUGUUCCAGGCGGACAGCAGCUUUUCUCCUGGACCCAUGGCUAAGUUCCUGGACAUGCCCCAGUCUCCUCUGUUUACCCUGAACCUCAACACCCCCGAGAGCUGGAUGGUGGAGUCGGUCAAUACCAGAUACGACCUGGAUAAUAUCUAUCUGCAGGAGGUUGACACUAUUGUAGCAGCGGAGUACGAGUUGGAGCAUCUACUACUGGAGGGACACUGUUUUGACGUGAGCUCCGGACAACCCCCCCGAGGCCUUCAGUUCACUCUGGGAACUGCAUCUGAACCAGUCAUCGUGGACACUAUUGUUAUGGCCAACCUGGGUUACUUCCAGCUGAAGGCAAACCCUGGUGCCUACAUCCUGAAGCUGAGGAAAGGCCGCUCAGAUGAGAUCUACAGGAUCUACAGCCACGAUGGUACAGACUCUCCCGCAGACUCAGACGACAUUGUGGUCGUCCUCAAUAACUUCAAGAGCAGAAUUAUCAAAGUUAAGGUCCAAAAGAAACCUGACAAGUUCAAUGAGGAGCUGCUGAGUGAUGGCACAGAGGAGAUCGACACUGGCUUCUGGCAGUCCAUCACCAGAGGCUUCACUGGUGGAGGCAAAGCAGAUGAGCCAAAGCCAGAGAAGGAUGAUGUGAUCAACAUCUUCUCCGUGGCAUCUGGACAUCUGUACGAGAGGUUUCUGAGGAUCAUGAUGCUGUCCGUUUUGAAACACACCAAAACUCCAGUGAAGUUCUGGUUCCUCAAGAAUUAUCUGUCACCAACUUUUAAGGAGUUCAUUCCUCACAUGGCCAAAGAGUACGGCUUUCAGUACGAGCUGGUGCAGUAUAAGUGGCCCCGCUGGCUGCACCAACAGACAGAGAAGCAGAGGAUCAUCUGGGGCUACAAAAUACUCUUCCUGGACGUCUUAUUCCCCCUGGCUGUGGACAAGAUCCUGUUUGUGGACGCAGAUCAGAUUGUGAGAACAGACCUGAAAGACCUGCGGGACUUUGAUUUAGAGGGCGCCCCAUAUGGGUACACUCCAUUCUGUGAAAGCAGGAGGGAGAUGGACGGAUAUCGCUUCUGGAAGUCUGGGUACUGGGCCAGCCACUUAGCCGGGCGCAAGUACCACAUCAGUGCUCUGUAUGUGGUUGACCUGAAGAAGUUCCGUAAAAUCGCUGCUGGAGAUCGCCUCCGAGGGCAGUACCAAGGUCUGAGCCAGGACCCCAACAGCCUGUCCAACCUCGACCAGGACUUGCCCAACAACAUGAUCCACCAAGUGCCCAUCAAGUCCCUGCCACAGGAGUGGCUCUGGUGUGAGACCUGGUGUGACGACCACUCCAAGAAGAGCGCCAAAACUAUAGAUCUGUGUAACAAUCCAAUGACAAAGGAGCCCAAGCUGCAGGCGGCUGUGAGGAUCGUGUCUGAGUGGAGCGACUACGACCAGGAAAUCAAACGUUUACAAAAUAAAGUCCAGGAGAAGAUAGCACAAGACCCCAGCACAAAGAAAACCACAGAUUCGCACACAGAGCUCUGAAGAGGAGGGCCACAUACACACUCUGUUGAAAGAGUGGAAGAUCCUCCUGUCCUGUUCCCCACUGAAAGGCUUUGUACCGGACAGCUUCUGCCACAAGGGGUCAGCGCUGCCCUCUUUUUGUUCUGUAAGGCUUUUUUAAACAUAGGUGUUUGAGUGAACUGGGAGAGUGUAAAAUUAUUGGGAUCUAGUUUUUCAAUGUAUGUACCUCUGUUUCCUGUAAGUCUGUGUACUAUUUGCACUGAUCAUGUUGUGAAUUUGGAUGUCUUUAAGGAACUAAGGGAAUGUGUUUUUAUUUUCAAUGGUGUAGGAGAAAUGUAACCACUGCAAAUAUAAAUAUGUCAUUAUAUGUCAUUUUUAUAUAGUUUUUAAAAAAUCACCUUUACAAAUGCAAUGUUUUAUUUGCUCCAACUAUGGC
This is a messenger RNA of Periophthalmus magnuspinnatus, 5053 nucleotides long. It is a transcript of the gene uggt1, whose product is annotated as UDP-glucose glycoprotein glucosyltransferase 1. The record is from RefSeq and is a predicted model, not a curated record. NCBI's taxonomy places the organism in Eukaryota, Metazoa, Chordata, Actinopteri, Gobiiformes, Gobiidae. Gene Ontology annotation, molecular function: UDP-glucose:glycoprotein glucosyltransferase activity. The transcript is spliced from 40 exons. The coding region runs from base 43 to 4638 and encodes 1531 amino acids. Gene Ontology annotation, cellular component: endoplasmic reticulum.